Molecule: messenger RNA, 1390 nt
Organism: Gastrolobium bilobum
Lineage: Eukaryota; Viridiplantae; Streptophyta; Magnoliopsida; Fabales; Fabaceae
Exons: 3
Coding region: 383-1312 (309 amino acids)
Cellular component (GO): plasma membrane
Source: RefSeq, a predicted model, not a curated record
UUGGAAUGAUACACCUCUCCCCCUUUUUAGUGUCACACUAACCUCAAAAAUCGUCCAUUUACGUUUCAAUUUUCUUGAGUCUCUCCUCUUAAAGAUUCGGCUUCCACAUUAUCUCAAUUCAUCACUCCCUCUUUUCACUAAAUUUUGAGUUUCUUUGCAUCCCUUAGGCUAACCAGCAUUUGGGUUUCGAACUUUUCACUAAAUUGGUGAAUUACCUUGCCUUUUUAUACACCAAACACUGAAGUUGCUAAUUUUUGCAUCAGAUAGCGGAUUUUCUUCCCUACCCACAAGCAAUUGAAGUAAAAGCUUGGAUUUCUCUCAUCUGGGCAGCAUUAAAUUUUGCAUCUUGGUGAGAUUCAGUUGGUUCUGUUUUUUGAUUUACAUGAUGCACACCAAAACUGAUUCUGAUGUCACGAGCUUAGACCCAUCAUCACCAAGAUCUCCAAAACGACCCGUUUAUUAUGUGCAGAGUCCCUCAAGGGACUCUCACGAUGGCGAUAAAUGUUCAUCUAUGCAAGCCACACCAGCUUGUAAUAGCCCCAUGGAGUCACCUUCACAUCACUCCUAUGGUCACCAUUCAAGGGCGUCCUCUGCCAGCAGGGUCUCAGGUAACUACAACUCUUCUUGGGGAAGGAAAGGGAACCGGAAACGCAACGAUAAAGGGUGGCCUGAAAGCAAGGUGAUCGAGGAAGAGGGGGGUUACGACGAAUUUUACCAUGGCAGUAAGGGAUUGUCAAGGAGGGCUCAGAUCUUCGUUGCCAUUAUUGGGUUUGUCUUGAUUUUCAGUGUGUUUUGUUUGAUCAUUUGGGGUGCUAGCAGGCCUUAUAAACCUCAGCUCAGUGUCAAGAGUCUGACAGUACAUAACUUCUACUUCGGAGAAGGGUCAGACAUGACAGGAGUUCCAACCAAGAUGCUGACAGCAAAUUGUUCAAUGAGAAUAACAGUGCAUAACCCUGCAACAUUUUUUGGCAUUCAUGUCAGCUCCAAGUCGGUGAAUCUCAUGUAUUCUGAGAUUAUAGUUGCAACUGGUGAGUUGAAGAAAUAUUAUCAACAGAGAAAGAGUCACCGGACAGUGUCUGUCAACCUGCAAGGAAGCAAGGUUCCUUUAUAUGGCGCUGGUGCGAGCUUAGCUAGCUUGGUGGACAAUGGGAAAAUACCAAUAACACUUGUCUUUGAAGUGAAAUCAAAAGGGAGUGUUGUUGGGAAGUUGGUGAGUUCUAAACAUAGACAGCAUGUCUCCUGCUCAGUCACCAUUGAUUUCCACAACAAACAACCUAUCAAACUUAAAGAAAAUGCAUGUACAUAUGUCUGAGUCGUUUGGUUUUGGUCUAGCUGCAACUAGUUUCUUGUAUGCUAUUUCAAUUCAUUCAGGUGGUAUGAAAAGAGAAAA